UUAUAUUUAUAUUUUAUUUGUUUAAGUCUCUUUAUUUAUCCUUUAUAUCAUUUGUGUGAUGAUUACUACCAUAAAUACCAGUUGACUGUUAACAAUAAUAUACUCCUAGUUUAUCAAAGAUGGAAACCAAAUCUUUUAUUUUCUUGUUCUUUUUUUGUGCACUAGUUAUUAGAUCUAUGACAACUGAGUCGUCCAAAGAUGAGAAACAAAUUGGUGCAACAAAAGAGUUUCAAAAUAAAAUUGGAUUUGAUUAUAAAAAACCUUGGACCACUUGGAGUUACUAUAGAAAACAAGGCAAGGGUGGUAAAGGAGGCAAAAACAGUGAAUUUGGCUCAGGUGGAAAUGGGGUUGAAGAAGGUGCACAAGGCGAGGGUGAAGAAAAUGAAGAUAAAAAUGACAAAGGAAUUGAGUUAGAGGGAUAACAAAAUAAUAAAAUCACAGGGCUAGAGAAACAUCCAUGAAAACUAUAUACACUAAUGUUGUAUGUAAAAUAAAAGUGUUGACUUUUUUUAACUUUAUGUAUGAUAUAUAAUAAGAUGCACAUUUUUCCUAAUUUAAUAUUAUUUUCACCUAGAU
Messenger RNA from Vicia villosa (hairy vetch), 576 nucleotides. RefSeq lists its product as uncharacterized. Lineage: Eukaryota; Viridiplantae; Streptophyta; Magnoliopsida; Fabales; Fabaceae. Bases 120 to 422 code for a protein of 100 amino acids. The record is from RefSeq and is a predicted model, not a curated record. The transcript has 2 exons.